Molecule: messenger RNA, 1815 nt
Organism: Penicillium waksmanii
Lineage: Eukaryota; Fungi; Ascomycota; Eurotiomycetes; Eurotiales; Aspergillaceae
Product: fungal specific transcription factor domain-containing protein
Exons: 2
Coding region: 1-1815 (604 amino acids)
Biological process (GO): positive regulation of transcription by RNA polymerase II
Cellular component (GO): nucleus
Molecular function (GO): transcription cis-regulatory region binding; DNA-binding transcription factor activity
Source: RefSeq, a predicted model, not a curated record
AUGACCGACAAAGAAGUUACGCGGGCCCUUGCUUUAAUCGAUAAGCCCAUGACAGAUCAAUCGAGGACCACCGGCCCAUUUUCGGUCUUUCAUGUUCAGUCUGAGCACGGCCAGUCUGAUCUACAGCCGGGCUUCUGGUUUCUCGGGGAAGCAGAAAAGCCACCAGCUCAACGCGACAACGAAUUUAGUCAGAAUAAAGAUCUUGGACCUGCAGCAGAACAGCAUACCACGUUUGAGGUUGAUGAUCCUCGGUGGAUGAGCCUGUCAUUGACCAGAGGUCUAGAUAUACUCUUUGAAGACUCUUCUAUAGCUCUGAACGAGAGAAAUGUUCAUGAGAUAGAGGAUGAAUCAGACAACUCCAACGAAAGCUCAAUAACACCAACCCAAAAAGGGUUACUGGACAAGACUAUUUCCCAUACUAGUGGUGAUUAUCCCGCUAGUUGGAAUAUCGUGGGAUCUACAGCCUUGAUUCGUCCAAGAGAUCAUGUGGCCCAAGAGAUUGAGUCUUCGAUACCCCUCAGGCACAAUGGACUUGCAUUGCAAAUACCAAGCACCAUGAAAUUGGGGGCACCAUCAAACACUCUUUCCUACAGUCUCGGUUAUCCCCAAAUCAAGGAUCCUUCGAUAAAUAUGCUCAUCCAUCACUAUACAAACAACAUCGUCCAUUUGAUGCAGCCUGUCUCCCACAGGGGAAAUCCUUUCCAAACAUUAUAUCUCCCCCUUGCCAUUGAAGGAUCAAGUUUCACUGAAACUGACCAAGACUCGCAAGGGAUAUCUUCAGCAACGGUUGCUGUAUUUCACAGUUUGCUGUGCUCUGCGGCUACCAACCUACAAGGCCUAGGGUCUAGUGAUAAUGGACUUCAGCAGCUUGCAUGCUGCCACAAAGAGCGGGCUCUAAAUGCACUGCGAAACUCACUGGUCAGGAAGGUUGGCCGGUACAAAGACUUAAUGGUAGCCAUUUUGUCUUUGGUAUCUGUUGAUAUUCUCGACGGUGGUGUGAACGAUCAUUGGAUUCAUUUAGAUGCCGCCAUCAAACUUCAAGCAUCACGACACCACGCAAACCUAGUCAGUCGAGAGACCAGUCAGCUUAACAUGAUAUGCACCAUGCUUCGACUUUUUGCCCAGACUGCACUUCCGUGGUCGGACCCAACUCCAUGGAAUGAUGAUGCUGACCCCGAUCGGACGGAUCAUGACUUUUCGGAUCCGAGCAUUGAAUACAUUUACGGCAUUACGACGAAUCUUGCCAGGCUUAUAAAGCGAAUAUACGAAAUAACGCAGCAUCUUGCAUUUUACAAGGGCAGAGAGUACCCCACCACUCUCCUAGCAGCUUGCGAGGAGUUGGGAGAUCAUCUGAGUUCUUGGAAUAUUGAUUCAGAGCCAUUCUCAGCGAUAGGUACGGAGAGGGAGGAUGCACGACAGGUCGCCCGGGCGCAGUCAAGGGCAUUCCAUUCUGCUGCUUCGAUCUACUACUAUCGAUCUGUCCAGAACUGCAAGCGGGAAUACCUCGGCACAGAGCAAGAAAAUACUCUCCUUGCCAUGAACGAGGCUGAAGACCUGAAGAUCCGUCUGAUUAAGGGUAGCUCUGCCCCAGCUCCACUCACAUGGCCAGCCUUUAUCGCAUCAUGCGAGGCGAUAGGCGAGUAUCGCCAGCGAUGGAAUGAGUGGUGGGCUCGGGUUGAAAAAUAUCGCCUGAAGAACUUUUCGAAACAGCAUAGUAUUGUGCAACAGGUAUGGAGCAAGCUUGAUAGAUCAGGAUCCCCCACAGAUUGGCGCGACGUGCUUGCGGAAAUGAAUUUCAGGAUCAUUCCGGUGUAA